Molecule: messenger RNA, 1443 nt
Organism: Engraulis encrasicolus (European anchovy)
Lineage: Eukaryota; Metazoa; Chordata; Actinopteri; Clupeiformes; Engraulidae
Gene: nubp1
Product: nucleotide binding protein 1 (MinD homolog, E. coli)
Exons: 11
Coding region: 24-992 (322 amino acids)
Biological process (GO): iron-sulfur cluster assembly
Cellular component (GO): cytosol
Molecular function (GO): ATP-dependent FeS chaperone activity; ATP binding; 4 iron, 4 sulfur cluster binding
Source: RefSeq, a predicted model, not a curated record
AAUGCAUGUAACACAUUUGAAACAUGGCGGACGUUCCCAAUGAUGCGCCACAACACUGUCCUGGAACCACCAGCGAUCAAGCGGGCAAGACAUCUGCGUGUCAAGGAUGCCCCAACCAAAACAUCUGCGCGUCUGGUGCAGCCAAAGCCCCCGAUCCAGCAAUAGAGGAAAUCAAGGUGAAGCUGUCUACAGUCAAGCAUAAGAUCUUGGUUCUGUCAGGCAAAGGUGGCGUUGGGAAGAGCACAUUCAGUGCACACCUGGCUCAUGCCCUUGCCAGUGAUGAGAGUAAAGAGGUGGCACUGCUGGAUGUGGACAUCUGUGGUCCCUCUAUACCCAGGAUUAUGGGUGUGGAAGGAGAACAGGUCCACCAGAGUGGUUCCGGAUGGUCACCUGUGUACGUGGAGGACAACUUGGCGGUGAUGUCCAUCGGCUUCCUGCUUAACAGCCCGGAUGAUGCCGUCAUCUGGAGGGGGCCCAAGAAAAACGGGAUGAUCAAGCAGUUCCUGCGGGAUGUGGACUGGGGUGAGCUGGACUUCCUGGUUGUGGACACGCCCCCAGGCACCUCUGACGAGCACCUCUCCAUAGUCCAGUACCUCGGGGGAGCGGGCAUCGACGGCGCUGUCAUCAUAACCACACCACAGGAAGUGUCCCUCCAGGACGUAAGGAAGGAGAUUGGCUUCUGUCAGAAGGUCAAGCUUCCAGUCAUCGGCGUGGUGGAAAACAUGAGUGGCUUUGUGUGUCCCAAAUGCAAGAACACCUCUCAGAUCUUCCCUCCCACGUCAGGCGGAGCAGAGAGGAUGUGCGAGGAGCUGGAGCUGCCUCUGCUGGGCAAAGUGCCCCUGGACCCCAGGAUAGGGAGAAGUUGUGAUGAAGGAAAGUCGUUCCUCAGUGAGGUGCCGGACUCGCCUGCAGCUGUGGCCUACAGGAGCAUAGUACAGAAGAUCAAGGACUACUGCACUGCACAUGCAACAUCAGCAGAGAACUCUGGUUAACCUGGGGACUUGCUCUGGAUUUGAAUAAGGAAGGCAGUUGUUGUAAAGGAGCAAUCCUGACUUAAUUCCUUUGAAUGGACUCCUCAUACAAGAGAUUAAUCUGAAUGGCGGUGUGGAGCAGCUGAUUUGGUCGUCCAAGCCCUCUUCGGAUGAAAUGACUUUACUCGAUAUAAGCGCACAAACGUUAGCUACCUGUUGCUGCUACAUAUGUUCAUAGACAGGCACCCUUGAUUAAAGUGUCUCUGCUGUCUAUAAUUCUAUUGAAAGGAGACGUUACAAGAUUUCCAGUAUGUAGUUAUCAACAGCCAUGUACAAUCUGACCAAUUCAGAGUUCAGCAAAACAUGCACUAACCAUGUGAACAAAUGGAUUACUUUUUAUAUAAUUCUUUAUGUAAUCUGUGAUUUUAAAAUGCCUUUAAAUUGCAUUAGCGAAUAAAUUAUGUUAAUAUUA